AUGCCCUCACUCGCCCAAUCGCCCGAGCAGCACCUCGCCCAGCUCUCGAGCGCUCUCUCGACUCUCACACGCACGCGCCAAGCAAUCCCCUCACUCGUUGCAUCCGUCUCAGCUCCUCUCGCACCCCUCGACCGCGCAAACCUCUACCGCUCAGCAUCAGCCGAGUGUCAUGCGGCUAUCAAGCAGCUUGCUGAGGAGUUGAAUCGGCUCGAGGAUGUAUUGAAGGUGGCGGAGGAAUCGGAGAGGAAGGAUCCGCAGGGGAUUGUCGUGAGGCCGGUGUCGAAGAGGGAGCAACCGACGGCUGUCAAGGGCGCAGAUCCUUGGCAAAGGGUGGGAGAGAUACUAGGAGGAGCGGCGGGGUCGGCGGACGCGAAGGGGAAGGGCAGGCAGUCGUACCGACCUCGCUUCGACGUCCCUUCCUCACCUCAAGCGCUCGCCGACCUCGCUCGACGAUGGCAGGCGGAAUAUCCGCGAGUUAGGAUUGAACUGGUGGGCACAGCGAAUGCGGAACAGCGGCAAAUGACGGUCACGCUGCGUGGCGUCUUGCGGGCAGUCGUUAAGUUGCGAUGGGAAGGGCGAGAGCAGGAUUUGCGCGCGUGUGAGACAGACUGGGUCUGCGUCUACAGCUUGAAGGAGGAUCGACCGCCGUACCUCCCCUCCUGCUUCUCCCUCUUCCAGUCUCUCACAAACGACGCGACGGACAUCAUCGACCGGUGUCGGCAGCGGCGAGCAGAAGGCGAACGAGUCGCGAGCGUCGAGGAGUUGCUAGCUUUCUUGUCAGACCCGCCACUGCCGUUCUGA
Molecule: messenger RNA, 801 nt
Organism: Rhodotorula toruloides NP11
Lineage: Eukaryota; Fungi; Basidiomycota; Microbotryomycetes; Sporidiobolales; Sporidiobolaceae
Exons: 3
Coding region: 1-801 (266 amino acids)
Source: RefSeq, a predicted model, not a curated record